Messenger RNA from Botrytis byssoidea, 462 nucleotides. RefSeq lists its product as uncharacterized. The coding region runs from base 1 to 462 and encodes 153 amino acids. The record is from RefSeq and is a predicted model, not a curated record. NCBI's taxonomy places the organism in Eukaryota, Fungi, Ascomycota, Leotiomycetes, Helotiales, Sclerotiniaceae. The transcript has 2 exons.
AUGAUGAUUGAUGGUCCUAAUGACCUCCUCACUCUUGAUAGAAAUUACUGGCACAACUUAUCAGGUCGCGCACCAAAGAUUAGUGGUACUGGUGCCGUCGCUCAAAUUACCAACAACUACAUGGCCAAUAAUGCUGAUCACGAUUUCGAAACUUAUGACGGAACUUAUACACUCAUUGAAGGCAACGUUCUCGAGGGUGAUACUUUACAUUUCAGUGGUGAAGGUGGUAAUGUUUGGAAUGUUCCCGAUUCUGCAUCUUCCACUGCUUGUGCAUCUUAUCUUGGUCGCAAUUGUCCACUUAACACCAUCACAAAUUCUGGUACUUGGCCCAGUCUUAAAGUCACAUCGGCUUUGGCUAAAUUUAAGCAAUAUGAUUCAUCUUACUUGGUUACUCCUACUUCAGCCAGUGUUGUCAAGGCCAGUAUUGUAGCCAAUGCAGGUAUUGGAAAGAUUCAAAUGUAG